AUGGUGGGUGACGUGGGAAUUACGGAGGAUCAAACCAGGCUCCACAUAAUUAAACGACAUGAGUUACGGCACCUUUUCACAGGAAAAAGGAACGCAGCAAAGCAAGGCUGGCAAAAAAUAAUUCAAGAUCUGGAUCUGCAUAGAACCACGCCCGAACAGUGCCGGAAGAAGUGGCUCAACUUGAUGGGAAAGUAUAAGGUAAUUAGGAUUUUUACAUCAGCAGCGGGUAUGCCAGACCUUUCAUUCAGAACGAUCAGCGACCCCGGGAGGCGAAGCGACAGCGAGCGACGGGAGGAGAGGCCGAAGCCGCAGAACAGAAGCGAUGUGAUGGAGCGAAUCCUAACGAAUGUAGAGAGGCACACGGAACUGAUGGGGAGGAUGUUUGAUUAUUUAUGA
Messenger RNA from Rhipicephalus microplus (southern cattle tick), 396 nucleotides. RefSeq lists its product as uncharacterized. NCBI's taxonomy places the organism in Eukaryota, Metazoa, Arthropoda, Arachnida, Ixodida, Ixodidae. The record is from RefSeq and is a predicted model, not a curated record.